Messenger RNA from Plenodomus lingam JN3, 843 nucleotides. NCBI's taxonomy places the organism in Eukaryota, Fungi, Ascomycota, Dothideomycetes, Pleosporales, Leptosphaeriaceae. The record is from RefSeq and is a predicted model, not a curated record.
AUGAAGUACCAAGUCAUGGCUCUGGCCAGUAUGGCUGCAUCUGCAAUGGCCUUCAACUGCACUCGCAGCUACCUUGCUGAUACUGCUGCUGCCUACGUGGACUUGAUAGCCACAGGCCAACACGACCGUUUCGAAAAUCUAGCCUACGACAUGGUCUACCUCGAGAAUAACCAGACAGCCUCCCUCCUUCAUGGCCCUUCAGCGUACGGUCUAACCCUCGACGCCAACCGCUCAAUCCUCGAUACUACACAGUGCAAAACAUUCACUGAGCUCAUCGUCACUGACCUUAAACAUCCCUACGUCAUCCAUACGCAAAUGUCCCUCGAUGACGAAGGCAACGUCAAUCUCAUCGACAGUCUGAUCACAGACCAAGGUGACUGGGCCUUCAACGCAACAGGCUAUAAGUACUGGAACAGCCUGGAGAAUUGGGACCCCAUCCCAGAGUCACAGCGAUCAUCUCGUGCGACCAUCCAGGCAGCAGGCGACGCAUAUGCAGAUCGCUGCAAUGAUGUCUCGGUCCACGUCCCCUUUGGCACGCCAUGCGCGCGACUCGAAGGCGGUGCGUAUACUGGCCGUGGCAAUUUGUCUGCGCAGACCUGCAAUCUCGGUGGAUUACCUGAGCAUGUUCCCAUGGUCAAUCGGCGAUAUGUGGUCGAUGAGGUGAUGGGCGUGGUGGACAUCUUCUUGGGCUUCACUGGCCUCGAUCGCACGCGAAAGGACGAGGGGACGCCAGACAGCCAUUUAUUUAGAGUGGAAAGGGGUGAAAUUCGGUAUAUCCACACUGUGAGCGCGUGUUUCGUGGAUGGCUGUGGGAUGAACCACACAGUUAUUAUUGGGAGAUGA